Molecule: messenger RNA, 1008 nt
Organism: Nicotiana tabacum (common tobacco)
Lineage: Eukaryota; Viridiplantae; Streptophyta; Magnoliopsida; Solanales; Solanaceae
Source: RefSeq, a predicted model, not a curated record
AUGGUCGAAACCUUUCAGAAUGGGGUGAGUAGAGAUGGUUCAAGAGUAACUAGAAAACUGUUGAGUCGGUUGUUGAAGUAUUCCCCAACCACUUGGGACGAAUUCAACAAUUCUUAUUGUGCUAAAGUCCGUACAGAUGAGGACGACCUAAACGGAGCAACUCACCGACUAACCUCGGUACAAGCCGAAUCAAGAAAAGAUCGAAGAGACAACGCCAGAAGAGAUCAUCCAAUUUCGCGACCUAACGGGGAACAUAAUCAACUAUAUAUCAGGACGGCCAUUGUGCCCUCCCUCCUCUACGAAGAAGGUCCGUCCAGACGAAGGACGGGAACUCAUUGGAAUGACAGAGGUAUGCCUCCCCUAUUAUCUGCUCACAAUUUUUAUGUGUCACCUACAGAGAUAGUCUACGCUCUGCAGACGUUCAAACCGAAAGUGAAAUGGCCACCGAAGAUAAGAUCGGUCCCAAACACCAGAAAGUUUGACGCCCUCUUUGGGUUCUACCAGGAACGAGGACACAAAACUGAAGAUUACAUCACCCUGAGGCAAGAAGUCUUAAACAUAUUGCGACAAGGGCACCUCAAAGGGCUACUAAGCGACAUGGGAAGAACCAACUUCUCCAGAGGACGCAAACACCAAGGACCGCCAAAACCACCCUCACCAGCUCGUACCAUCAACAUGACCAUCGGCGGCAAUGAUGACACCUCUAUCAACAGUGUGAAGUUCACCACUACCCACAAACUCAAGCAAUCUAUCACCCGCGAACGGUACGACGAACUUAAAGAAAGUAUCAUGUUCGACAAGUCGGAUGCCGACAGUUUGACCUUUCCUCAUAAUGACGCUCUCGCUAUUACUUUACGUAUUUUAGAUACCGAUGUUCAACGUAUUAUGAUAGAUGAUGGGAGCAGCACGUGCAUUAUCCAUCCCCGAAUGUUUACCCAAAUGAGAUUCGAAGAUAAGAUAGUACCGCACUGCAUCACACUAAUUUGUUUUAACAGUGCAGUUGAAUAA